Molecule: messenger RNA, 2925 nt
Organism: Emericellopsis atlantica
Lineage: Eukaryota; Fungi; Ascomycota; Sordariomycetes; Hypocreales; Bionectriaceae
Product: ELMO/CED-12 family-domain-containing protein
Exons: 1
Coding region: 436-2514 (692 amino acids)
Biological process (GO): cell motility; actin filament organization
Cellular component (GO): plasma membrane
Source: RefSeq, a predicted model, not a curated record
ACUAAUAGUUGUAGAGGGAUGGUGCAUCCACCAUGAAAGACCAACUGUCUGUGGUUAUAACUUAUAAGUUAUAAGCAAUUGCAUUAAACGUCUAUUGUAUGCUUAUACGAGCUGAGUGGAACCAACAGGCUGCUCACUAGCCACAAGGACCCCGGCCGGUAGGCUGGUGGGCCUGUAAUUAACCCCUGAUGCGAGUGCUGUGCACCACGAUAGGUACAAGGGUCCAACGCGACAAACCUUCAACAUCCCCUACCGGCUUCCUUUGCGCGCAGCCCACUUUCCCAGACGAUCUGGGGCUUCGCAUUUGACUUGUCGAGUUACAACAACGUCGAGUGAAAACAACGGCAGCAACAGCACUCAGCAAUGAUACGAUCUACUACACACACGCUGUGACCUACAAUAGCCACCGGCAGCUCGAGCGACUGCUUCUCGACAAUGGAUCAAGGAGAUAUCCCCGCGCUGCUGUCGCGCAUGGCGAGCGACGAAGAUGCGUCGCGCAAAAUGGCAGUCUUCAAAUUACAGAGCUCUAUCAACGACCCAUCCUUUGCCGACGUGUUCAUUUCCUCGGGCGGGCUGAUGGUUCUGCGACGCCUGAUCAUGACCUCCAGCGGCAACACACUGGCCUACUCGCUACAGAGCUUGACACGCUUGCUUGAGGUCGACAUGGGGUGGGAUAUCUUUGAAGGGCCGACCGCGAGCGACCUUGUCGAACGAAUCGUCGAAUUGAUCGUCAAGAAUCCACUGGUCAACAUCCUCAGGGGAGCAAUGUCCAUACUGGUGUCGCUAGUGGGCCAUUCACAAUCCCAUACCGAGUCGAGUAGAACACCCGGCACCUUUGGAUUCCGCGCACUCAAACCAGCGGUAGCAGUGCACCCUCAGUUUCUGGAAUUGGUCAUCCAGCAACUACAAAGUGCAGAUCAUGCGCUGUGCGCGAGCGCCCUCAUGUUAAUCAACGCGCUAAUACGAGAUGCGCUGUCAGGCGAGGUGUCUGCGAACAAGAUUUCACCCACUACGGCAGAUGGCGAGGAUUGGUCCCUCAUGAUCAAGAAGUUGCAUGAUCUGGGUCUGAUCAAGGCCGUGUACAAUCUCAUGCGGAGCUCGACACUACAAGACCUUGCACACCCCAUGCUGGAAUUCCAGUCGCUGACGAAAGUGCUCCUACGGAAAUGGCGUCAAGUCCACGUGGACGUUGAGCGAACAGAACAUAGACGGGCGCUGAAAAGCCUGCAUCUCGCGAGCAACCCAGACCGAGGCCAUGUCAAUGGCCAUUCGAGGGAUGGCUCAAGUGAGCGAACUGGGAAGAGCAGCAAGCGACACAACCCGGAGAAAUGGAGGCGGCUUGGUUUCGAGUCAGAGUCGCCCGCUGCAGAAUUUGGUGAUGCUGGCUACCUAGGAUUGAUGGAUUUGACAGACUACGUACGAAGGCACGAAGAUGGGUUCCAAAAGCUUCUCCUCGAGCAAGCUUCGACACCGCUGCGGGACCGACUACCCGUAGCGCAAGCCAGUCUUGCUGUUACAAUGAUUCUUUAUGAGCACUUCGGGGUGGACAAGACAGACUUGGAGGAGACGCGGGGCUACCGCGGCAUUGACAUGACGGACCAUGAGAUUCUCUUCCGACCGCUACUUCUUCAGUGGUCUCGUCUCCAUGCCUCCGGGCUUCACGGGUUUUUCCGCGUGUGGAAAGCCACCGACGCCAAGUACGGCGACUUUGACAAGGUUGCUGAGCUGGUGCGUAUCUUGAUCGAACAGGUUGUGGGGCAGGCGACGCGGACAAAGGACUUGCUGGAAGUUGAGGACGACCUGCAAGAGUACGACGUACCGAGACUUCGUGAGCUGCAGAUGAGUCUACUGAAGCUGUCAUUCGAGGAGAAGUGGGGUCAGCACCUGAUACAGGUUCGUGAGGAGUUGAGGCAGGAGGCUUUGCACUUUGUGAAAGAACAGCGAGUGCGAUGUCUUCUCGAAGGGUCUUGGUUCGAGCGGCCGGCCGCUCAGAACUCGACGGGUCUGCCAUGGCGAUACGCCAAGCUAUCGCACAACAAGCGGUACCUGCACUACGCCGACUUCCACCAGCAAACAGCACAAGACCCUGUGCUUGGCACACUACCUGAGAGGGUGGCACUCAACGCGAUCAGUUCCGUCGUCUCAAAUGUGUCGGCCAGCGAUGAUGUUAGGAGCAUCACGAGCGGUUCGACACUCAAGCUACAGCAUGCAGCAAAGUCGACGACCAAGAUCACGAUAAACACGGAAGUGGGUGGCAAGGAGCAGGCCAUGCUUACUCUAUGGCCAACGAGCCACAGUCUUGCUUCGGAGUGGCUCGAUGGGUUGUUGAUGUUGCUUGGGCAGGCCCCAAUCACCGCAGAGACGAACAAGCUGAUUAGCCUGGUGAGUGACUAUGGCCUCAAGAUCAGGCUCCUCAAUGUCAGGAUGGACGCGGCAUUCGAAGGGCCACCGCCAGGGGCAGGUGUGGUGCCCAGUCGGAAGGACCUGGAUGAGGACUAUUUCUUUGAGGUGUAGGCGAGCGGAUGAGCCAGCGUUUGGGAAGCGCGGUAGGGCAGUGGAGGAAUUUUUACGUUUUCAUGUCCGUAUUUGCUGUUUGCAACGUUAUAUACCCUCUAUGCGCGCAGGUAGUCUAGGUAAUGCAAUGGAUGUGGCUACUAUGAGCCAAUUCCAAGUCUACGACGUUAUUCUUGGACCAAGCAGUGCGAGACGGCAUGUCGCUACCUGCCAAUGGCUUUGCGGGGGGCAAGCGUGGGAAGAGAUGAUCUCUCUGGGCCUUCUGUCAUAACCUCAACUUGAUUAUGUCGAAGAGACGCUACACACUUGGAUUAUGUGAGGGACUGUAGGGUAGCUUCACUUAGCACCUCGUCGAGGGUUCAGUCACCUGCUGGGGGUCCCGAUCCACGCGAGGCCACACAAGCCCAACUU